UAAAUCAGCUGUCUGAUAUCAGUCGUUGUAGGUGGCAGCACAGCGUCACGUGAAUUUUCAUGGCGCUGAAGCAGGGCUAGUCCCGACGUCUUGUGAUUUCACGAAAUUAUAGCUGUUUCUAAUAUUUACUGUUAAACAGCAUUAAUUUUUAAGUUCUAGUGAAGAUGUCGGAGUACUGGGUGAUCAGCGCCCCUGGCGACAAGACGUGCCAACAGACGUGGGACACCCUCAACAAUGCCACCAAAUCGGGCAACCUUAGCGUCAACUACAAAUUCCCCAUUCCCGACCUUAAGGUGGGAACGCUGGAUCAGUUGGUGGGUCUGUCUGAUGACCUUGGCAAGCUGGACACCUUCGUCGAGGGAGUCACAAGGAAAGUGGCCCAGUACCUCGGAGAGGUACUGGAAGACCAACGCGACAAGCUACACGAAAAUCUGAUGGCAAACAACAGCAUGGACUCAUACGGCGACCCCGGCGGGGGCGAGCCGCCCGGCACGCCGACUUCACCCAUCUGUGACUCGGCGUUUUCUGAACACCACGGCUGCUGGCCGUGCGAGCACCGCGACUCCUGCGAGCAGUCCCAGGCCUCCAGCGGCCGCAGCUCGCCGCGGUGGGACGACGAGGAGGAAGAGGAGAGGCCGCAUCACGUGCUCUCACAAGCCGACUUGCCCACUUACCUGACUCGCUUCCAGUGGGACAUGGCCAAGUACCCCAUCAAGCAGAGUCUGCGCAACAUCGCUGAUAUUAUUAGCAAACAGGUGGGGCAAAUCGACGCGGACCUGAAGGUGAAGUCGAGCGCCUACAACGCGCUCAAGGGCAACCUGCAGAACCUUGAGAAGAAACAGACCGGCAGUCUUCUAACCCGUAACCUGUCGGACUUGGUGAAGAAGGAGCACUUCAUCCUCGACAGCGAGUACCUGGUUACACUCCUCGUCAUCGUGCCCAAGGCCAUGUUUAACGACUGGAACGCCAACUACGAGAAGAUCACGGACAUGAUCGUGCCCCGUUCCUCGCAGCUCGUUCACCAGGAUAACGACUACGGACUGUUCACCGUCACGCUUUUCAAGAAGGUGGCGGACGAGUUCAAACUGCACGCCCGCGAGCGCAAGUUCAUCGUGCGCGAGUUCUCGUACAACGAGAACGACCUCUCCGCCGGCAAGAACGAGAUCACCAAGCUCGUCACCGACAAGAAGAAGCAAUUCGGUCCCUUGGUCCGAUGGUUGAAGGUGAACUUCUCCGAGUGCUUCUGCGCCUGGAUACACGUCAAGGCGCUGCGUGUAUUCGUAGAAUCCGUACUCAGAUACGGCCUCCCCGUGAACUUCCAGGCCGUAGUGAUGGUCCCGUCCCGCAAGAGCAUGAAGAAGCUGCGCGACGUGCUGCAGCAACUAUACGCGCACCUCGACCACUCCGCGCAGAGCCACGGGGCCAACGCCGCCGACACGGCGGAACUCGCGGGUCUUGGCUUCGGGCAGUCGGAGUACUUCCCUUACGUGUUCUACAAGGUCAACGUCGACAUGAUUGAGAAGGCCUAGGCCAUAGCUAGGUAAAAUAACUACAUGUCGCCCGGCUUGCGCCCGCAAGAAAUAGUUGCAAUCUGUUAAAAAAAAAUUGUACAAUAAUUAUAUUUUUAAAUAGAAUAUUUAUCAACCGACAAAAUAUAUAUACACGUGGCCUGUAUGAAUAAAAUCAUUUGCGAUAUAUUUUACCAUGUACAGUUUUUGUUUUAUUUUACAUUUCGAGGCAGGUUUGUAUGUUUUGAAUUCUUACAAUAGUAACAUUUUUGAAAAUCAGGCCAAUUUUCUGUGCCUUUUUAUUUGGCAUAAUAAACGGCCUGUCAAUGUCUCAUAAAAAAAACAGUAACUUUUUUUUUGUCUAUUAUAACUGACAUUUGUUAAGCAUGUUUUCUAUUAUGUUAUUAUUGUAAGUUGUUAUUUAAAUAAGGUAUUUGGAAGUGUUUAGCUUUGCUAUGUUCCAAGCGCAACAAUCUUAUGUUCAGUAUUAUGUGAGUUGCGUGAGUAGACUAGUUGCAUAUCAUCCGUUUGAUGCUGUAUAAUAAAUGUUCAACAGAUAUUUAUAUUGGAGUUAAUGAAAUGGAAAAGAACUAUGUAAAUAAGAACAUUCCUCGUCAUAACUUGUGUAGUACAUAAUAAAAUAAAAAAUAUUAUUCAAGUUACUGUU
Cydia fagiglandana is the source of this 2175-nucleotide messenger RNA. RefSeq names its product V-type proton ATPase subunit C (gene Vha44). NCBI's taxonomy places the organism in Eukaryota, Metazoa, Arthropoda, Insecta, Lepidoptera, Tortricidae. The record is from RefSeq and is a predicted model, not a curated record. The transcript has 14 exons. The coding region runs from base 165 to 1529 and encodes 454 amino acids. Gene Ontology annotation, cellular component: lysosomal membrane; vacuolar proton-transporting V-type ATPase, V1 domain. Gene Ontology annotation, molecular function: proton-transporting ATPase activity, rotational mechanism. Gene Ontology annotation, biological process: proton transmembrane transport.